This is a messenger RNA of Drosophila erecta, 1533 nucleotides long. RefSeq names its product ras-interacting protein RIP3-like. Lineage: Eukaryota; Metazoa; Arthropoda; Insecta; Diptera; Drosophilidae. The transcript has 2 exons. The record is from RefSeq and is a predicted model, not a curated record. The annotation marks the transcript as partial.
AUAAGGUAGCAGAUGCUUGAGCACGGACUGCUGCCCACCGCCAACCAUCAGGCGGCGCCACCAGCUGGUCCUGAUCCGAUCCCGGAGCGGCAGCAGCAGCAGCAACAGGAGCGGCGUCGAAGCAGGCAGCAGCAGCAUCAGUUGCUGCGCAACUUGCCCAAGAUCAAGAUCGAGAUCGGUGCCCAGCGCGAUCCGGAGGAAGGGGAGUCGGAGCAGGAGCAAGAGCAGGAGCAGGAGCAGGAGCACGAGCAGGAGCAGGAGCAGGAGCAGGAUGAGCAGUCCCGACCCUCAGCCGCAUCCACGUCCAUUUUGAAGACUUCACUGCUGAGCGGAGCGGCGGCCACGUUGGCCACCCUGACGGCGGCAGCCGAGCAGAUAGCCCGCUCCUCGGCCGGCUGCGAAACUGCCAGGGAUUAUUCCCACAGCAGCAACAGCAGCAGCAGCAGCAACACUGCCGCAGCAGCAACAGGAUCCUUGGCCGGCGGCAGGACAGGCAGCAGCAACAGUUUAGAAGAGAGCAAAAGACUUGAGCAUCAACAACAACAACAAGAACAGCAACAGCAACAGCAACAGCAACCACAACAGCAUCAGCAGCAGCAACAAUAUACAUCAAUUCUACACACGGCCCUAAUGUCACAGCGUUCCAUGCCACCAGCGACAUCAGCGGCGGCCACAGCGACGCCGACGACGUCGGCAACCACAUCGCCCACGCCUGCGCAUGUGCUGAAGACAGCGGUGACCUUAGCCAGUCUAAGUGAGAUAGCCACUGCACGUCAGCAGCAGCAGGAGCAGCAGCAGCAGCAGCAGCAGCAGCAACUGCUGGCGUUGCAGCAGCAACAGCUAACGAAACUGCCCAGAAGGAUCAUCAACUUUGGCAGCAACUACUCUGCCCACACCGCCACCAAAGGAUUGGGCGCGGUAGCAGAGGUGGGCAUGGCCACAGCACCAGUUGGACGCACUCGCCAACUGGGCCCGAGUCCGGGCCAAGUGGUGAAUGCGAGGACAGCACGCCUGCUCAACGGCAACUGUUGCGGCCGAUUGCAGGCGACAGCGGCAACAGGGGCCAGCAGGGGCACCAACACUGCCGGCAGCAACACGGUCAACACACAGACCCAGACCGACGAUGAGUUGCUGCCGCUGCUGGCCAUGCUGCCACAGGACGCUCCCACAGCAGCAGCAGCAGCAGCAGUUUCAUUAUCAUUAUCAGCCACAGCCACAUCAUCAUCAUCGACGAUUUCAUUAGCAACACGAGCAGCAGCAGCAGCAGCAAUGCAGCAGCAGCAGCAACAAUGGACUGCCGUGUCGACGACGCCAGCAACAGGAGUGAUGAUGACGACGACGACGACACAACCACAAUCACAAUCACAAUCACGAGCAACAUUAGCACCACAACAACAACAGCAACAACAGCAACUAUUACUGCCACAACAAAAGCAACCAUUUAAUACGAGAAUCAGCAGAAAAACAACAUCAAUUACAACAAUUACAACAGCCACCACAACAGCACCAACAACAACAAUAACAACACGAAAC